AUGCGGAAGGCAUGCUUGUGCUUGUCUGCCAUCGCCCUCCUCAACACACUAAUUUUGGACAGCGCGUUCUGCCGCCGAGCUCAACUUUCGGUCUUUGAAGUGGACAUGGCACAGUCCCUCGCUCGUUGUCUGUCGCUCUCAAAAACUCUGCGCGUACGUCAUGUCUCAGAGGUAGCCUCACUUGGACGCUUUAGCACCUCCUCGGUUCUCCUCCGACGAAGACCACCAGUCGCAGAAGAGGUUGGACGCCGCCGGACAAGUCCUGUUAUUGAAGAUGAUAUGGAAGAGCUGUGGGACCAACUGGAGGAGCAUGGAGAGGUGGAGGAUUCCCCGUCAGGUGGACAUAUUAUACUACAGCAGCAGCGAGAGAGGUUGCACUACUUGAGGCUCAUUGAACACGAGAUGCCUAAGCUUGUCGCAUACCGGAAACAAUUUGUCCCCCCACCUGCGGAGCACUCCCUAAUUGUCCGCUCCGUACACUACCAGGGCGAAUCCCACCCAGCCGCGCUCAAGCGUGCCAUUGUCGUUCCAGUCGACAAACUUCCCUUGAAGAAUGAAGCUGCCACGCAUAAACUCAUCCUUCUUGCUGGGCCACGAUGGACACCAGACCCUCCCGCUGAUGCGGGCGUUAGCGGCCUGGACGACUGGGGCAAUGGUUACAUCAAAAUCUCGUGCGAGGACUUCCCGGAAGCGUCUAUGAACCUGAAGUGGGCGAGCGACACACUCGACAAGCUUCUUGAGGAGGCUAAUAACGAGAAAGACGACUUCAACGACGUGCCGAUUGACCUCCGCCAUAUUUAUGCAAAGGCUCUCAAGUCCAAGAAGGGUGACCACCUUCGGAGUCGGGUAUUCCACAGGCCAUCUAUCGCGGAUUUCCCUAAGGAGUGGCUGCCGGACACCCCUGCUUCGUCAUAA
This is a messenger RNA of Cyclocybe aegerita, 915 nucleotides long. The record is from the annotation of a GenBank genome assembly. NCBI's taxonomy places the organism in Eukaryota, Fungi, Basidiomycota, Agaricomycetes, Agaricales, Hemipholiotaceae.